AUGACGGACGCUGCAAGGCUGAAGGGCACCAUCUACGUGGGCGGACUGGACCAGGCCGUCACUGCCAGGACGCUCAGCGAGGCAUUCAUUCCGUUUGGCGAGAUAACUGAUAUCUCGCUCCCAAAGCCAGAGCUGCCCUCUUCUACAGACCUACACCGGGAGUUCGGGUAUAUCGAGUUCGAGCUGCCCCAGGAUGCGAAGGAGGCGAUCGAUAACAUGGAUCAGAGCGAGCUCUACGGUCGAACUAUCAAGGUUGCAGCUGCGAAGCCACAGAAGGAGAGCAACGAAGGUCUAGGGAGUAAAACCGCUGUUUGGGAACAGGAGGGCUACCUGGCAAAACAUGCCGUCAGCGAGGAAGACCGGAUGGCCACAGAGGAAGCUGGAGAAGCUAGCACGAGCAGAGCUGAGGAUCCAAUGCAAGGGCUGGAGGGACUAGACGUUGCAGGCCCAAAGCCAGCAUAG
Molecule: messenger RNA, 462 nt
Organism: Arthroderma uncinatum
Lineage: Eukaryota; Fungi; Ascomycota; Eurotiomycetes; Onygenales; Arthrodermataceae
Product: peptidyl-prolyl cis-trans isomerase E
Exons: 2
Coding region: 1-462 (153 amino acids)
Molecular function (GO): RNA binding
Source: RefSeq, a predicted model, not a curated record